AUGAAGCUCUCCCUCGCCCUCGCCCUCGUCGCCCCGGCCGCGGCCUUCCAGCAGUCCUCGUCGACGGCCAAGGCCGCCAGCGUCGUCGCCAAGGCCGGCGAGUUGCCCGUGCCCGAGAUCGGCCUCGACCCCUUCCUGUCCAUGUCGACGGUCGUGCCGUCGGGCAAGUUCUGGGACGAGCAGGAGUCGCUCGCGCGCCGCCGCGCCGUCGAGAUCAAGCACGGCCGCAUCGCCAUGACCGCGUUCAUCGGCAUGAUGGUCCAGGAGCUCGGCAUCACCUUCCCCGGCUCCAUCACGCUCGACGGCUCCGUCCAGUUCUCCGACAUCGGCUACGGCUUCGACGCCAUCGAGAACAUCCCCAAGUUCGGCCUCUUCCAGAUCGUCGCCUUCGGCUUCAUCGCCGAGACGGCGGCCAUGCCCGCGACCCAGUACACGGGCGGCCCCCAGAACCUCCCCGGCGGCUACGACGGCUCCGCGGGCACGAUCCCCGGCGGCUACCCCUUCACGAACCAGAUCGAGGACCCCACGGCCCGCCAGCGCGCCCUCACCUGCGAGCUCCAGAACGGCCGCGCGGCCAUGCUCGGCGUCACGGGCGCCAUGCUCCACUCCCAGCUCGACUCGUGCGACCACCACUUCUUCUACCCCAUCACGCACAACUAA
Messenger RNA from Aureococcus anophagefferens, 660 nucleotides. RefSeq names its product putative plastid light harvesting protein isoform 61 (gene LHC61). Lineage: Eukaryota; Pelagophyceae; Pelagomonadales; Pelagomonadaceae. Gene Ontology annotation, cellular component: membrane. Bases 1 to 660 code for a protein of 219 amino acids. The transcript has a single exon. The record is from RefSeq and is a predicted model, not a curated record. Gene Ontology annotation, biological process: photosynthesis, light harvesting in photosystem I; response to light stimulus.